Molecule: messenger RNA, 7017 nt
Organism: Plasmodium relictum
Lineage: Eukaryota; Apicomplexa; Aconoidasida; Haemosporida; Plasmodiidae
Product: conserved Plasmodium protein, unknown function
Exons: 1
Coding region: 1-7017 (2338 amino acids)
Source: RefSeq, a predicted model, not a curated record
AUGGAGAUAAGUAAAACAAGAGAUAAUGUGAAAAGCUUAAUAAAGACAUGUGAAGAAAAAAUCAAAGUAAAAAUAAAAGAAAAUAAGAGUUCUGAUAUUACUCAAAAAAAGUUAAACGAAGAAAGUUUUUCACAUGCAUCACCAAAAAAUAUAAUAAACAAUAAAAGCAAUUGCAAUGAUAAUCUUAUUAAAAAAAAUAAAAUAAAAAAAAUGAAAAGCAAAAAUGAAUUUACUGAUACUAAAGAAAACAAUAUAAUUAAAAAUCUAAAUAAUACACAUGUCAUUGAAAAUACUCAUGAUGAUAAUAAUUACAAUAAAAUUAAAAUAUAUCAUAAAAAUGAUUCUGACUAUAACAAUAGUCAUGAACUUAACAAAACAGAAACUCCUUCAAUGCAUCAAGAAAAAAUUAAAAAAAAUCCCAGUAAUGAUUAUUUUAAAUAUAAAAAAGGAAGUGAAGAUAAUAUGUGCCCAAAUACAAAAAAAAAAAACAGUAUUUUAAAUAUAGAAAAUAAUAAAAAUUUUGAUAAAUUAAAUUAUAAAUUGCAGGAUACUAACGAAAAAUUAAAAAAUAAUGUCAUUGAAAAUUUUACGAAUGAAAAUUCUAAUAGUUAUAUUGGAAAUAUAAUUUUAAAUGAUUCGGAUAAUAAGGGAAAUUCAAAUACGUGUUCUUUGUUUAAUAAUUUAGAUAUUCUUUUAUCGGAUAAUAGUAAUAUUAUAGUAAAUAAUUCCAUUAAUUUAAAUAAAGUUGAGGAUAAUAAAGACGCAUAUCCAAAACUAACACAAAAGAACACCAAUUUUGGUAAUUCAUUUUAUAAUAAAAAUGAAGAUACCCUUAAUAAUAAUGAUAUUGGCAACAUUAACAUAUGUCAAAAUUACAAUAAUGAUAAAAAUAACUUAAAUAUUAGAAACGUUAUUUAUGAUAAUAAAAAUGAAAAUAUAAUUAAAUUGUCACCUUAUAUAAUUGAAAAUUCUUUUAAAAGAACGAAUGAAUGUGUAAUGGACCAUCCACUCAGUAGUUUAAAUAAUGAUAGUAUUAUUAAAAAGGAAAAUUUUCAUUCAUCUGAUGAUUUUAAAAAAAAUGAAAAAAUAACUGUAAAUUGUGAUAAUAUAGAAACUGUACCAGAAAUAUGUAAAAAUUACAAUGAAUGUAUAAAAAAUGAAAUAGAAUAUCCUACCUGUGAUAAUGAUAACGCAAAAAAUAAAAAAAAUAGUAUAAUUAAAAAAGAAGUAUUUCAUAAGAUGAGUUUAAGAAAUAGUAAUAAACAGAAAUUAGAAAAAAUAAAUGAAGAUAUGGAAACGAUGUGUGAAUAUAAGGAAAAAAAAAAAAAUAAUUUAAAAAAAAAUAAUACAAUUAGUUACUUAAAUAAUGGAAAGAUUACUAAUUCAAAUGUAGAAAUGAUAAACUUAGAAAAAGUAGGUGUAUCUACUUUAUAUGAAAAAGAAAAUAAAAUUAAAAAUUACACAAAUAAAAAUCAUAUUGAGAAUAUCAAUGUGACUCAUGAAAGGGAAAAAACAAAAGAACAUUGUGAUUACAACACAUUAGAAGAUAAUAAAAUGAUAUCAAUCAAAGAAAAGGAGAAUACUUUUCAUAAUAAUACAAUAAUUAAUAAUGAUGUGGAUACUUGUGUUAAUGAAAAUCUUGGCAUGAAUUGUAACAAGGAUUUUGAUAAUAAUCAUAAUGAAAUAAAAGUCGAAAAUAAUUUAUUAAUAAUAAAUAAUUAUAAUCAAAAAAAUAACAAUGAAACAAAUGAUUUCAAUAAUGAUAAUAAUAAUAAUAAAUGUAAAAAUAAGAAUAAUGAAACAAUUAUAAAAAAUAAUGAAAUUUUAACUAGUGAUAGCAAUAUGGAUAUUAAAGGAAAAGAUUCUGAUAAACUAAGUGAUAAAAAAUGUUAUAUAAAAAAUAUAUUAAGUUCUUAUGAUUCAAAAGAAACAGAAUCAUUUGAUCUUGAAAAAUUGAAGCAUUUAAUAAUAUUUAGAGAAAAUGCGGAAAAAUAUAUACAAAGUUAUAUAAAUUCAUUUUUAAAGGAUUUUAAUAUUAUGUCUUCCUAUUUACCAUAUGUUCAUUAUUAUGAUCAAGAUAUAUAUGAAGAAAAAAAAAAUAACAUUUUUAAAAUUUUAUCUUACUUUAUAGAUUCCUUUAAAGAUAAUGAAAAAAUCAAAGGAAAAAUAUGUUCCUUCCAAAAGAACUUUUUGAAUGCUACAAUAAAUGAAAAAAUAAAAUAUAUUGAUAAGUUUCAAUUUUUAAAAUUAUCAGAAAUUGGAACAGACAUUUUUAAAACCAAAUUUUUUAAAUUACUAAAAAAAUAUGCAGAAAAAGAAAAAAAAAAAAAAAAAAAAAUCUAUUGUAAAUUAAAAAUAUUUAAUAAAAUUAUCAAAAAAAAUUAUAAAUUAAAAGAGAAAUUUGCGGAAAACAAUUUAUUACAAUUAGAAUUAGAUGAUUUAAAUAUAAUAAUAAAUGGAAAAAAAAAAAAAGAAAGUUCUGAUAAUGUUCUAAUUGAUGAUAAGACCUAUUUUGAAAAAAUAGAUAGGAAUAAAAAUUUUUUAGAAACAAAUAAUGAAUUUCAUGAUACUUUAAUUAAUUAUAAUGUAAAUAAUAAUACCUUAAAUGAAAAUAUUGCAGAUAUUAACGUUUUAAAUUAUGAAAUAAUUAAUUCAAAUGAAGAGAAAAAGAAUGAUAUAUGUCGAAGUGAGAUAUCAGAAUGUAACAAAGUAGAUUAUCGUAUUCCUUAUAGUCAAAAAUACAUCUUCAAAUAUUUAAAUUUAUUAAUUGAAAAUAAAUUAUUUAAUUUAAUUUAUUCAAAUAAUUCUAAAUAUACCCAAAAUAUUCAUAUUAAAGAUAACAAUAUAAAUCUUUAUAAUAGGAUAGUCAUUAAUAGUAUUCCUUUUUAUAAAGAUGAAAUAAAAGAAUUAUGUUCAAUUCUUAUUAUGCAUUCUCUUAUGAAUAAGUCAUUACAUCUUAUACAACCAACUCUAAGUUGGAAUGCGAACAACCAUUUACAUAGAAAAAGAUGCUUGGAUGAUUUAUAUAAUGAUAAUGAGGAUGAAAAUUCAAAUAGAUUUGUUAGAAAUCGUAUGAUAGAAAUUGAAAAAAGUUUUAGCAAAAUAAUUAAUGGGAAAACUAAGAAAAAAAAAAGUUUAUUUUACUCCUUUGUUCAUGAAAAUGAAAAGUUAAAUUUACAUAAGAAUAGUGAAGAGGAAAUAGAAAAAGAUAUAGAUAUAUUUAUCGAUAAUAUAUUAGUUGGUGAUAAUUCUAAUAAAAAUAUUGAAUAUAAUACUCAAAAUAAUGAAAAUAGAGAAUGUGGAAAAUUUUGUAUAUCUAAAAAUUCUAAAGAGUAUGUAAAAUAUAAUAGCAAUAUAGAAUCACAAAAAAAAGAAGAAUUAGAGAAAAAAAGAGAAUUGUCGAAAAAAGAAAAAGACAAAAAAUUAAGUGAAGAUGAAAAAAAGAAAGAACAAAAUCAAGAAAAAGAAAAGGAGAAAAAAGUAAUAGAAUUAGAAAUAGAGAAAAAAAAGGAAUAUAAAGAAAAGGGAACAGAACAAAAUAUAGAACAAGAACAACCUGAACAGUUACAACCUCUAAGAGAACAAAAUUCUCAAGAAGAAAAAAAAGAAAAAUAUAAAGUAAGAGAAAGAAAAAAGAGAAAAAAUAAUAAAUUUAAAUUAUCAAAUGAUUUACAGGAUAUAUAUGAUGCAUAUAAUAAUGGGGAACAAAUAAUUAUAGCUAAAAAUAAAAAUAAAUUAUUGAACAAUUUAGAAAAAUAUAAUAAUUUUAACUAUCUAUCAAAACAAACAUUAUUUGAUAUCUAUGAUGAAAUGCAAAAUAAUAAUAAACAAAAUAUUCAUAAUUUAAAUGUCAGUGGUAUUACUGAACAUUUAAGAAAUGUUAAUUUAUUGCAAAAUAACUAUUUAUGUAAAAAUAUGAAUACUACAAGUAUUGUAAAUAAAAAUAACAAUAUAAAUUGCUUAAAUUCCAGUUCUUUAUAUAAAUAUAUAUGCAGUAGAAGUAAUUCAUAUAUUAAUAGUAAUUUAUUACAAAAGUCUAGAUACGAUCAGAAGAAUGGAGAAGAUGAAUAUUAUGAAAAUAAUGUAAAUUCAAAAAAUAAUGACUAUAAUAAAUAUACGAGUAAAUUAAAUAAUUUAAGUAGUAAUGAAAGGAGCACUUUUAUAUCAAAUAAUUCUAGUAAUAGUUUUAUAAAAAAUGAUAGUUUAAAAAAUAUAUACUCUGAUUAUCAUAUUGAUAAUGGAUAUAUGAAUCAAAAUGUAAUACAUGAACGAAUUAAAUUUUUAAAUGAUAUAGGUUUUAAAAAAGAAAAAUAUUCUAAAAACAAUUUAAGGAGCAUUCCUUAUUGUGCAGAAAAGAAUAAUAAUAAUUUUUUUAUAUGUCAACUGAGAAAUAAUAUCAGAAAUAAUAUACCAUUGAACAGUUUUACGAAUAGUUUUGAUAAUAGUACCUAUAAUUUAUAUAACUCAAUGAGUAAUCCAUUUUUAUUUGAAAAAAUUCAAAAGGAAAAUAGUUUGAGCAAUCAAAAUAUGUCAACAAAUUUUACAAUGGCAAAUAACUCCUUAGGUAGUAUAAAUUUGCAUGCACAUCUAAUUGAUAGAAAUGAGUUGAACAGAAUUACUAAUUUUUUUAACUGUGAUAAAAAUAUGCAAAAUUUAAAUAAUACAUCAAAUGGAUUGUAUAUGCAUUUAAAUAAACAAAUAAAUGAUACUUAUAUGAAUAAUAUUACAAGCAAUAAUAAUGAUAAUUUUAAUAAAAUAAAAAAUGAAAGUGUAAAUAAUAAAAUAAUAAAUAAGGAAAUAUUUACAGAUAAUAUUGGUUUAUUUAAUGGAUGUAAAAAUAGUAACAUAGUUGAUUAUAAAAUGAGUACUUCAGAACAAAAUAAGAAGUAUGUCACAAUUAAUAAUAACAUUAAUAAUAAAAAAAAUAAUAACAUUAAUGAUAAUAAUAAUAAUAAUGAUAAUAAUAAUAAUAAUAAUAAUAAUAAUAAUAAUAAUAAUAAUAAUAAUAAUAAUAAUAAUAAUAAUAAUAAUAAUAAUAGUAAUAAUAAUAAUAACGAUGAUAAUAAUAAUAAUAAUGAUAAUAAUGAUAAUAAUAAUAGUAAUAAUAAUAAUAACGAUGAUAAUAAUAAUAAUAAUGAUAAUAAUAAUAGUAAUAAUAAUAGUAAUAAUAAUAAUAGUAAUAAUAAUGAUAAUAAUAGUAAUAAUAGUAAUAAUAAUAAUAAUAAUAGUAAUAAUAAUAAUAAUAAUAAUAGUAAUAAUAAUAGUAACUAUGAUAAUAAUAAUAAUAAUAAUAAUAAUAGUAAUAAUGAUGUUGUUAAUAGUAGAAACAACAAUGAUCCUAGUAAUAACAGUGAUAUUAAUCAUAAUAAUAAUAAUGAUUAUAAUAAUGGAAAUAAUAAUAAUUAUAAUAACAACUAUAAUAAUAAUUUUAAUAACUACGAAAGCCAUGUAACUAUGAAUGAGAGAAACAAUAUAAACAAGGAUUUAAUAUACAAUAGAAAUAAAAAUAUAUUAAAUAAUUGUAUUAGUGAAAAUGAAUUAAAUACUGACUUAAACGAAAACGUUAUAAAAAAUAACAUAAACAAAGACACUAAUGGAUCAGGAGAAACAAACAAAAAUUUACAUAAAAAUAAUGAAGUUAUAAGUAAUUCCAAUAAUAACAGCAAAAACAUAAAUAUGCUGAUGGAUACAAAUAUAAAUGACUUUUUCGAUAUGAACAAAAAAAAUGAAAACAUUAAUUAUAACAAUAAUGUAAAUAGAAAUGAAAACAACAAGAAUAAUUUUAAUUUUCAGGAAAAUAAUUUAUAUAAUUAUCCCAUUAAAAGUUUUGACAAUGGUUUAGGAAACAAUAAAUUUUUAGAAGAUAAUAUAGUAAGAAAAGAAUUAAUGAAUGAGAAUAAAUUGAGAUGUGAUAUGGGUAAUUUUGAUAAUAAUAAAAAUUCACAAAAUGCUAAUAUCUCGAAUAUAAACAUAUCAAAUAUUAAUUUAAUAAAUAAUAAUAAUAUAAGAGAAUUUGAUAAGAAUACUGAUAGUAUAAAAACAAAUGCAAUUAAUUCAUAUAAUAAUAUUGAUCUAAAUGUAAAUAAUAAUGAUUCAUUAAAAAAUUUCAAUUAUACAAUUCCUUUUUUAUAUAUGAAUAAUUUAAAUAAUGUUAUGGAAUAUACAAAUAACAACAGUAUCAAUAAUAAUAAUAUGACUUUAUUACCUCCUUACGCAAAUAAAAACCAAAUUAAUAAUAUGUUUUAUUUAAAUAAUCCGGAAUGUGUCAACAAAUAUAAUAUAAAUAUGAUGAAUAAUAUGAUAAAACAUUCCAAUAUAUGCUAUGAAAAUUUUAAAUUAAACGAAAAAAAUUGUAAUAUAAUAAAUAAUUACAAUUGUUUUAAUAUAAAUGGAUUAAUGCCAUAUAAUAACAUAAACAAUGAUAUAAAAAGAUAUAUGAGCCCAGGAAAAAAAAAUAACAUAAAUAUAUAUAAUUAUAGAAUAAAUGAGAAAGAUAAUACAGAAGUAACUAAUGAAUUAAUUGAUUUGAAUCCUAAUAACAUAAUAGACCAAUUUAAUUAUUUAAAUAAUUAUACAAACAAUAAUUAUACAAAUGGAUGUAAUUUCAUAAAUUUUGAUAACGUUAGAAAUAAUAUGAAUAUGAAUAUGUAUAUGAAUAUAAAUGAUUAUGGCAAAACCUUUAGUGAAGUAGAUCCUAAUUCCAAUAUGCCAAUGAAGAAUUAUAAAAAAAAAGAUAAGAUAAAAAAAGAAAAAAAAAAUUCUAAUGCAAACAAAGAAUCUUGCACCUUAAGCACAAGUAAAAAAAAAAGAUUUGGGAAUAAUGGUCCACCAAGUGCUGAAAAAUUAAAUGAGUUACUUCACGAGCAAAAUUUAUCAGUACCACAGAUAGCUGCCAUUUAUGGCGUUCAUAGAACAACAGUAGCAAGGUGGUGCCAUAAUAGAAAAAUUAUUCAAAAAUCUAACCAUUACCAAGGAAGAAGAAGAGCUUCUACUAAAAUAAAUAAUAAUUAUAUUUAA